Moesziomyces aphidis is the source of this 486-nucleotide messenger RNA. NCBI's taxonomy places the organism in Eukaryota, Fungi, Basidiomycota, Ustilaginomycetes, Ustilaginales, Ustilaginaceae. The record is from the annotation of a GenBank genome assembly.
AUGUUCUCUACUGCAAUCCGUCUCGGCUCACGCACGACGUACCGUGGCUCUCGCGGCUCGGGAGCCGGUGCCUCCACGCGCACCACUGCCUUCUCCUCGCCCAAAUCGCGCAAUGCUGCCGCCACCUCCGCCUCGGACGGAAUGAUCUUUAAGCGUGCCCAGCGCGGCCUGUACGACGGCAAGACGAUCCAGUCCGGUCACAACGUGCCCAAGUCGCGCCAGAAGACCGCUCGAACCUGGCUGCCCAACGUCCAGAACAAGAAUCUCUGGUCCGCUACGCUGCACAGGUGGUUCCCUGCGCGCGUGUCGACGUCCGCACUGAGGACCAUGGACAAGCUCGGUGGCCUCGAUGCGUAUCUGGCCAACACAAGGUCCGAGAAGCUCGGAGAGUGGGGAAGGGGCGUCCGGGAUCUGUUGGCCGUCAAGUUGAGGGAACAGCGUCUCAACGCAUUGCGCAAAAACCCCCCGGCCAAGAUCCAACCAUAG